This is a messenger RNA of Vidua chalybeata, 2385 nucleotides long. RefSeq names its product serine and arginine rich splicing factor 1 (gene SRSF1). The coding region runs from base 98 to 859 and encodes 253 amino acids. The record is from RefSeq and is a predicted model, not a curated record. Gene Ontology annotation, molecular function: mRNA binding. Gene Ontology annotation, cellular component: nucleus; cytoplasm; ribonucleoprotein complex. Lineage: Eukaryota; Metazoa; Chordata; Aves; Passeriformes; Viduidae. The transcript is spliced from 5 exons.
AGGUGACGAGCGCUCCGAGAGCCCGGCCCGGCCCCGCCACCGCCGCCCCGCGCCGCCCGCACCGCCCCGCGCCGCCGCAAACAUUGCCGACCUCGCCAUGUCCGGCGGCGGCGUCAUCCGCGGCCCGGCCGGCAACAACGACUGCCGCAUCUACGUGGGGAACCUGCCCCCCGACAUCCGCACCAAGGACAUCGAGGACGUGUUCUACAAGUACGGCGCCAUCCGCGACAUCGACUUGAAGAACCGCCGCGGGGGCCCGCCCUUCGCCUUCGUCGAGUUUGAGGACCCCAGGGACGCGGAGGACGCCGUCUACGGGCGGGACGGCUACGACUACGAUGGGUAUCGCCUCCGCGUGGAGUUCCCUCGGAGCGGCCGCGGCACCGGCAGAGGCGGCGGCGGCGGCGGGGGAGGAGGAGCCCCCCGGGGCAGGUACGGCCCCCCGUCCCGGCGCUCGGAGUACAGAGUGAUCGUCUCGGGGCUGCCUCCAAGUGGAAGUUGGCAGGAUUUAAAGGAUCACAUGCGUGAAGCAGGUGAUGUAUGUUAUGCUGAUGUUUUCCGAGAUGGCACUGGUGUCGUGGAGUUUGUGCGGAAGGAAGACAUGACCUACGCUGUGCGAAAGCUGGAUAACACUAAAUUUAGAUCUCACGAGGGAGAAACUGCCUACAUCCGUGUUAAAGUUGAUGGCCCAAGAAGCCCAAGCUAUGGAAGAUCUCGGUCCCGCAGCCGUAGUCGUAGCAGGAGCCGUAGUCGAAGCAACAGCAGAAGCCGCAGUUAUUCCCCAAGAAGAAGCAGAGGAUCUCCACGCUACUCUCCCCGCCACAGCAGAUCCCGAUCUCACAUAUCUGAAGAGAUGGAUUAAGAAUGCUUUGGAUUAAAGGAUUGUGGAGCACAUGUCAAUCAUUUUAGGAUUGUCAAAAGGAGGAUUGAGGAGGAUCAGAUCAAUAAUGGAGGCAAUGGUAUGACUCCAAGUGCUAUUGUCACAGAUGAACUUGGCAGUAUUGACCUUAUACUGAGAGACAGGGGAAUUGAGGCCCAGCACCUACGUGUCCCCACGUGUCGCUUCAGGCAUGUCCUCGUGACCGCAGGCUGCGAUUGCUCUUCUCUUUUAAAACUUCCUUUUCUGGGGGGGCAAUUGUGGCCACAUCCCUGCUUUCGUAAUUCUCUAUUCCAUUCUAGUUUUCUAAAGGAGUAACCGGGGCCGGGGGGGAAGUUAUUUGGUUUAUUUGUCCCGCAGCGUUUGGUUACAAGUGUCCAUGUCCGUAGUAUCCGUACACUUGUAGUAGAACUUGCAAUCAGAGUAUAAUAUCAAUACUGCUAAAAUCUGCAUGUCCUCUGUGUGACUGAUACAGCGUGGCUGUUGCAUUUUUAUAAGUACCAGAAUGAAAGCAAAAUAAAAAUAGCAAACCUAGCGGGGAAUAAUUUAAGUCUCAGCCCUGCCCCCUCAGACUAAUUCACGAUUGACUCACGAUCCGUGUGAAAACACCGAUUGUAAACGUUCCCUCCAGCUGGGAGUGCAGCUGUAGUCCAGCCAUUCCAUAGUAGGUGGAUAGACCGAGCAGUUAAAGCUUUUCCAGUUUAGUAAAACCAUUUUUUACAACCACAAAACCUCGUACCCACCAAUGCGCUGAGUAUGUUGGCAUUUCCAGUUGACAUAUUGUAAAUAUUUACAAUGUUUCCUCCAAAUAGUAAUUAACAUUUCUAAAGAAAUUAUCUGAGCAUCACCAUUGGAAAGUUUGUUUUGGGGAAUUGAUAGUUAUUACUGUACAUCUGAAUUAAUUGAUGGCAAACAUAACUGAUCAUUCCCCAGAAUCCUAUUUUUUCAUUACAGUAUCUAACUUUUUGCCUCCUCUUUUUUGGUUUUGCUGGUUAUAAAGGUUUGGAUUGGAGAGGGCUCACUGGAUCCCAAUCCUUGGAGCUGGAUCAUUGGAUUCAAAUCAUAAUGUGGAUAGGAUAGGGAGGCUGAAUUACAAGGAUUCAUGGAGCGGGAUCAAAUUACCAGGAACAUAGGAGUGGAUUCCUGCCCCAACCAAACCGCAUUCGUGUGGAUUUUUUUUUAUUCAACUCAAUUGGCUAUUCCAAAGAUAUUUUUUUUUCCUAUUUUUGACGAUUGGAGCCCUUAAGAUGCACGAUGGAGUUUUGCAUUUUUUUGGUAAAAGGAGCAAAGCGAGGACCUGGAGAGGUACGCUGGAGCAAUCUCCUUGGAAGGAUUCAGCACGAGUAGAUGGUAAACCUUAAAGGGGAAAAAGGGGGGUUUGUUUUAAAAAAAAAAAAAAGUAAAUAAGUCAUUUCUCUAAAUUUAAAGACCAAAAUUGGAGUUAAACGAUGAUGUAGGUUUCAAUUGGCCAUUGCUUUUUUUCUUUGACAAAUAAAAUUUUUACAAAAACA